CGUCGUCCUGCGAACAAAACGUUUAGUUCCGAGUUCACGAAACACGCAAAAAUUAUUGUUAUUAUUAUCACCAUAAAGAAGUUUACAAAACACAGAACGAAUACAUCAUGAAAUCUUUGACGUUAAUCCUGUUAGUAGGUCUGGCCGUCGCGUUGGUGUCGGUGAAUGGAAGUCCGGCCGGCGACAAGAAGAUAGGCACCAGCCAUAAGUUGAAGACGACCAGCACAACGACAACGAUUUCGCCAGCCCGCAAAUGCAAACCGUGCCCGGACAAUUACAACCCAGUUUGCGGAUCUGAUGGGGCCAAAGUGAACUUGAGCUUCGGCAACAAGUGCGUGAUGGAGAAAUACAACUGCGAGCACAAUGCAAAACUCACGGUGAAAUUGGAGUCCGAAUGCCCGAACAGCAAAGGCAUCCGUCUUGCUUAACUGAACACACACGUCCUAAUCAACAGCACUAUUAAAUAUAUAAAAUAAAUAAAAAAAAAAAAUGUUUAUAUAUUUAUCGGCAAACAGCACAAGAAGACAUCGGUGAAGAUAAUAUACAGAUCGAAAGAAAAUUCGUCAAUAUAUUUUUUACUUUUUUCACGACCACCGUCCACACACGUACACCACAAGCGGAUAUUAGGUUUAAACCACUACGCACGCACACGUAAACACAACACAAUAAUAUGUCUACGUUAUUUUAAUAUUAUAUUAUUCGGCUACUUUAAAAUCGCUUA
Melanaphis sacchari is the source of this 721-nucleotide messenger RNA. RefSeq lists its product as uncharacterized. Bases 108 to 428 code for a protein of 106 amino acids. Lineage: Eukaryota; Metazoa; Arthropoda; Insecta; Hemiptera; Aphididae. The record is from RefSeq and is a predicted model, not a curated record. The transcript has 3 exons. Gene Ontology annotation, molecular function: protein binding.